GUCACUCUUGGUUUGCCAAACGGUGGUGCCCGGAAGAAAAAUGGCGGAUCACGAUGAGCAGUUAUCCGAUGAGGAGAAGGUACGCAUAGCAGCCAAUUUCGUCGUCCAUGCUCCACCGGGAGAGUUCAAUGAAGUUUUUAAUGAUGUGCGAUUGCUGCUCAACAACGACAACCUUCUCAGGGAAGGGGCUGCGCAUGCAUUUGCACAGUACAACGUGGACCAGUUUACCCCAGUGAAAGUUGAGGGAAGUGAAGAGCAGGUCUUAAUCACAGAGCAUGGAGAUCUUGGAAACGGCAGGGUCCUGGACCCCAAGAAAAAGAUCUCCUUCAAGUUUGAUCACCUGCGCAAGGAGGCCAGUGACCCACGGCCCCAAGACGUAGACAGCACCAUGGAGGGCUGGAGGAACGCUGUGGACACUGCUGUCAGGGCCUACGUCAAGGAGCAUUACCCCAAUGGUGUCUGCACUAUUUACGGGAAAACCAUUGAUGGACAUCAAACUAUCAUUGUUUGUAUUGAGUGCCAUCAGUUUCAACCAAAAAACUUCUGGAACGGACGCUGGAGGUCAGAGUGGAAGUUCACCAUCACCCCCUCCACAACUCAAGUGGCCGGAAUCAUGAAAAUCCAGGUUCAUUACUAUGAAGAUGGCAACGUCCAGCUGGUGAGCCACAAAGAAGUUCAAGAGUCCAUGUCGAUUUCCAAUGAAGCUACAACAGCAAAAGAGUUCAUCAAGAUUAUGGAGGCAGUGGAGAACGACUACCAGACUGCCAUCAAUGAAAAUUACCAGACCAUGUCGGAUACUACCUUUAAAGCCUUACGACGCCAGCUUCCUGUGACCCGUACCAAGAUUGACUGGAAUAAGAUUCUGAGUUACAAGAUCGGCAAGGAGAUGCAGAACGCUUAAAAUAAGAGAAUAAUAACUCAACAAUAUUGCAUGACUGGAUUAUUGUUUUGUCUUUGUUCAAAUUACAAAAAAAUUGGGAAAAGGAGUGUUUGGUCCACAAAUUUCACAUACUCUGUAAAAUGCCUACCCUUAUUAAUGUUUUUAUACAGACUCUGAUAAAAUACCUGUAUAAUAUAUAAUAACGAUAUGCCCAUUAUUUGGGAAAAUAAAAUGAUGAAGAAAUUAUAGUACAUAAGGAGAGAGGGCAGAUUUUCAUAUGCAAAGCACCCUGAUUAAGUUUGUCAUAAGUGCAAUAUUUAUAGUUGUGGUGAGACCACAACUGGUCUUUGACCUCUGAAAAAAGCCAAUCCAAUUGCAAUAGCAAAAUAAAUGUUGCAGGGACUCAGAGUAUUUCGGCUAAACAGAUUACCCAUCAAGAUUACUCUUAAAAAUAUAUAUAUUCCUAUAAUAUUGGUACUCCCUCACUGUUACCCCAGUAUAUUGCAAUAGCUCAAGCUGUCCUGGGAAACUUGCAAAUUAGCUUGAGACUGUUUAGCUCUUACCUAAGCAGUAAAGGAGUGAAAUACAUUGACAUCUUAAUUAACAAGUAUUUAAUUACUGCGUAGUGUGCAAAAUGUUUGAUUUACAAUAAAAUAAAAAGUAACACACUUCCUCGGUGCUUAUUUUUUAUUAAAACAAGACCUGACUGUAUUAAAACAUGGCACAUUGUAAUAUAUAGUUGUAUUAAAAACCUGUUUGUCAAUUUGGUGAUUUAUUUACUUCAGAUAAAUUGUAAUUCAGUCAAAUUAUGCUGCAUUAAAUUAAACAUUUUCUAUUUAA
This is a messenger RNA of Hypomesus transpacificus, 1720 nucleotides long. RefSeq names its product F-actin-capping protein subunit alpha-2. Bases 41 to 901 code for a protein of 286 amino acids. The transcript has 10 exons. Lineage: Eukaryota; Metazoa; Chordata; Actinopteri; Osmeriformes; Osmeridae. The record is from RefSeq and is a predicted model, not a curated record. Gene Ontology annotation, molecular function: actin filament binding. Gene Ontology annotation, biological process: barbed-end actin filament capping; actin cytoskeleton organization. Gene Ontology annotation, cellular component: actin cortical patch; F-actin capping protein complex.